Molecule: messenger RNA, 957 nt
Organism: Colletotrichum higginsianum IMI 349063
Lineage: Eukaryota; Fungi; Ascomycota; Sordariomycetes; Glomerellales; Glomerellaceae
Product: Dihydrodipicolinate synthetase
Exons: 2
Coding region: 1-957 (318 amino acids)
Molecular function (GO): 4-hydroxy-tetrahydrodipicolinate synthase activity
Source: RefSeq, a predicted model, not a curated record
AUGGCUCCCACCAGGUCUUUCCCCGCCGGCAUCCACGUCCCCAGUCUGACCUGGUUCGGCGACGAUGCCAACCAGGAGAUCGACUGGGACGUCCAGACCAAGCACAUUGAGUUCCUCGUCAAUUCAGGUCUCCACGGCGUGGUAUUGGCCGGAACCAACGGCGAGGCCGUCACCCUGACCAACGACGAGAAGGCCAAGCUCGUCAAGACCACGAGGGAGAUCGCCGUCAAGGCUGGGCGCCCCGACCUGGCCAUCACCAUGGGCUGCGGCGGCCAGUCGACCCGCGCCGUCAUCGAGGAAACCAGGCUCGCCAAGGACGCUGGCGCCGACUACGCCCUCGUUCUCGUCCCCAGCUACUUCCACUUUGCCAUGAACGAGGACGCCAUCGUCGGCUUCUUCGAGGAGCUCGCCGACGCCAGCCCCGUCCCCGUCAUCAUCUACAACUUCCCCGGCGUCGCCGCCGGCCUCGACGUCAACUCGGACAUGCUCUCCCGCCUCGGCCGGCACCCCAACAUUGUCGGCGUCAAGCUGACCUGCGGCGGCAUCGCCAAGGUCGCCCGCGUCCGCGCUGAGUUUGAUCCGUCCGAGUUCUUCGCCCUCGCCGGCCAGAGCGACUGGCUCGUGCCCGCCCUGUCCGUCGGCAGCAACGGCACCAUCACGGGCGUCGCCAACCUGUACCCCCGCUACUGCGUCGAGAUCUUCGAUCUGUACAACGCCGGCAGGCUGCAGGAGGCCUCGGCCGCCCAGCUCAAGCUGGCGCAGAUGGAGUGGGCGUUCGGCAAGGGGGGCAUCAACGGCACCAAGUGGGUUGUCGCCAAGUCGCACGGCUACCCCCUUGCCAGCUGCCACUGCAGGCGUCCCUACCCCCAGUACACCGACGAGAAGAAACAGGCUUGGAUCUCGGAGCUGGUGGCGCCUUUGGCCGAGGAAGAGGGUAAGCUGAGCCAACGUGCUUAG